Messenger RNA from Pantherophis guttatus, 3657 nucleotides. RefSeq names its product TATA-box binding protein associated factor 4b (gene TAF4B). NCBI's taxonomy places the organism in Eukaryota, Metazoa, Chordata, Lepidosauria, Squamata, Colubridae. Gene Ontology annotation, cellular component: transcription factor TFIID complex. Gene Ontology annotation, biological process: DNA-templated transcription; transcription initiation at RNA polymerase II promoter. The record is from RefSeq and is a predicted model, not a curated record. Gene Ontology annotation, molecular function: DNA binding; RNA polymerase II general transcription initiation factor activity; protein heterodimerization activity.
UGGAAGGCUUAGUAGGGUGGCGCUGCUCAUAGAUGUAGCACCACCCGCAGCGGCACGUGCCGCUUGUUUCCUCCCUUAACGCUUCUGGUUGGUGGCCUGGGGAUCCCCACGUGCAUGCCUGCAAAGAAGAAGAAAAGGGUCGGCGGCGGCGGAUGCGUGACCGUGUGGUUGUUUGCCUGCGAGCUGGGGACUCUCCUGCUGGUUUUGCCGCACCGCCAACUGCGGAGCUUUUGCUCAGCCCCCGAGCACCUUUGCCGGCUGCUAUGCUGUGGAAUAGCUGGGACUGCCCCUCAAGCUCUAGUCCUGUGCCCUCCGGUGCCUUUUUCCUCCUUCAUGACUACUCCUCCGCCGGUGGCGGCGGCGGCAGCCGUCCUGGGGAGGCUCACGGCCCCUGGGCCUCCUGAACAUGCUGCUUUGGCAGCCGAUCCCCCCGUGAGCGCGGCUAGCGGGAAGCAGGAGCCCCGGGCAGUGCUGCCCACUCAGAGAACGGCUCCCUCUCCCUCCUGUCCGGCGAUUCCCACGGGCAGCCCUGUUAGGCUUGUCCUGAAUCCUGCGGGCGCCAGGCUUCCCCUUAGUUUCGUCCCAUCCUUCGCUCCUCAACCCCGAGUGCUGCCUGCCCCCAUAGGACUCAAGGUAGCCCCCUCGACUCCGGGGCAGCAGCUCCCCAAGUCUAGCAACAUGGGUGUGAGGCAGGCAGCCCCUCCCUCGGGAGGACCCAAAUCCGCACAAAUGACAAUACAAUUGCCUGCUAAUUUUCAGAUCCCCCAAGGAAUGAUUCUGGUCAGAAGUAAUACCGGUCAAUUAAUGUUGAUAUCUCAACAAGCAUUAUUACAAGCUCAGAGUCAGACCUCAAAUAAUACCAGUGUAAGAUGCUCAAUACCUCCAACUGCACCUACCAUCAAAAUUCAGCCUGUACAGAGUUCUGGAACUCAGGUAUUUAAAGUACUAACGGCUCCUGUUAAAACGCUGUCUUGGGCAACUCAUUCUAUUACUUCCACUGUUAAGAAGCCUGCUGUAAUUCAGUGUGUAACAUCACCAAAUAUUAUAGGCUCGACCACAAAGUCAUUGGUUGCUGGAUCAUCAGCAAAGCCUCCUGUUUCUGACUCUCCCAUGUUGGCUUUCACUUCAAAACCAGUUGCUGAUACAGAUGACCCCAAAGUCACCCAGCCUUUCAGUUAUACAGAAAUGCUGGAAAAUGUGAAAAAGUGCAAAAACUUCCUUGCAACACUAAUAAAGCUGGCCUCCAGUGGACCUCAAGCACCUCAGAUGGGGCAGAAUGUGAAGCAUCUGGUUCAAAGUCUGUUGGAAGCUAAAAUUGAGCCAGAAGAAUUUACCAAAGAACUAUAUGUGGAACUAAAGUCUUCUCCCCAGCCAAAUCUUGUUCCCUUUCUCAAGAAAAGUUUACUUGCUUUACGGCAAUUAAUGCCUAACACAGAGACCUUUAUAGAACAAUGUCUUCAGCAAUCUGCCCCUCAAACAGCUUCUUCUACUUAUCCCACUGCAUCAUCAACUUCUUCCACAGUUGCUGACGGCACUUUGGCCUCCUCUCAAUUGGCAACAUCAGUCCCCAGCUCUCCACUUCAAAUGUCUUCUCCACAGACAUCCGUUUCGGUACCCUGCGCGACUACAACAAAUGAUUCUGUGUCUCUUCCACUUGUUGAGCCAGCUUGUGCCUUGGCUGCAGGAGCACUCUCUUAUCAAGAUGACAAGUCCAUCCUCUCCACUCAACUGAUUGAAGGAAUCAAUACCAUGAAGGCCAUGCAGCCAACUUCCACUACAGAGGAGACGGGAACAGUUUCUCUUCCGGUAGCAAAGCCAGACUGUAACCCAACAUUACCUUCAACUGUUACUACUAGUUCUAUGAAGUCAGCCCCAUCAGCUGGGAUGACAUCAUUUGAAGUGGCAAAACUGGCCUUGACUACUACAGCAACCUCUGCUACAUCAGUAACCACAACUGUCCAACCUGUCCUGCCUAUCACUGGGACACCAACCCCUGUACGGGUUGCCCAUCCCAAUUCUUCCCUUCCCCAGCCAAUUUGGACUUCUCAGGCUGUAAAACAGUUGGCAGUCCAGCAACCCUCUGGAAGCAUCUUAAGAAAUGUGGCCAAGCAUCAGCAGGUUUCUACUCUCCCUAAUGUGAACAAGUUAUGUGAAAAAAGACCAUUGGAUGCUUUUAUCCAAGGCUCCAUUGUGAAACAAAUUACCUUGGCAGGAAACAAAUUUCUGUCGCUUGAAGCAUCUCCUGUUCAGAGAAAUAAAAUAAGAGAGAGUGGAACAACAUCCUUCAGGGAAGAAGAUGACAUUAAUGAUGUGGCUUCUAUGGCUGGAGUUAACUUGAAUGAAGAGCAUGCAUGCAUAUUGACAACAAAUUCUGACGCAAUUGGUACUGUUUUGUGCUCUUGUCCAGACAAGCUCCUCCUCUCUUCAGAGGCAUUGCAGAAGAGGAUCUUAAAAAAAGGUAAAAGGCAUGACAUUAUGGAAGUUAAUUCUGAUGUUCUGAACUUGAUCUCCCAUGCUACACAGGAGAGAUUAAGAGGACUUCUAGAAAAACUAACUUUAAUUGCCCAACAUCGUAUAAGGACCUAUAAGGGGAAUGACAGGUACAUUUUAUCUAAUGAUACGCGGUCUCAACUUCAGUUUCUUGAACAAUUGGAUCAGGUUGAAAAACGGAGGAAAGAUGAAGAAGAAAAAGAAGAGUUGCUCCGAGUAGCCAAGAGCCGUUGCAAUAAAGAAGAUACAGAGCAGCUGCGUUUAAAGCAGAAAGCAAAAGAGAUGCAACAAUUAGAAUUUGCACAAAUGCAGCAGAGGGAGGCUAAUCGUGCAGCUCUGGAAGCCCUUGGGCCAAGAAAGAAGAGACCAUUGGAUUCGUCUAUUUCUUUUUCUGGACUUGAGGGCUUCAACAGAACGUCUAGUCUUACGAAACCAUACCUUUGGUCAAGAAUAACCCGAAUUUGUCUCAGGGACUUGAUUUUUUGUCUGGAACAAGAGAAAGAAACAAAGCAUUCUCUAAUCUUAUAUCAAGCUCUUCUGAAAUAGUGGCUAAUCUAAUUCUGCAUUUCAGCUUAUCAUACAUUGCCAAAGAACAAUUUGUUUGCACUAUCCUGAAGUCAUAUAUUACACAUAUGUUUGUAAAGUCGUCGUUGAAUGUAGGCAAUGCUGCCUGGACAUGUGGAAGGGAAAAGGCUUCAGGUGCCUGCUAAGAUACUGUAUUAGUAUAUAAAUCUGCAAUAUUAUUCCAUGAAGCGUGUGCCUUCUAACAUUGCAGUUAGUGAAGGAUGACGUGAUGAAUGUAUUUAAUGACAAACUAGCAGUUUGCUAGUGCAUAGCCUGCAGGAUUCAGCCUUUCUGUGUGUCCUAGAGAAACCACCUGGGAGCCAACUAAAAAGUGUCAAAAUGCAGGCUAUAAUUUCCUGCCUCAAAAGAAAGAUGGAGAAGAAAGAAUCCCUACUGGCAUUUUUUGUGUUACUAGUCCUACCAGACAGAUCUGCAAGCAAACUACAGUUGUAAAAGUUGGAGAAAGCAAUACUUGAAAAGUCAAAGUAAUUUUGUGGGACAGUUCAUAAGACAGUGGCCUAUCCAUUUUCAGCAUAAAAUGACUUCAUUUGCAUAUGUAUUUGCUUUUGUAUGUGUUUUUAAAGUGUCCUACACAGUUCAAGA